UUCAUAUAUGGUUAAUCAGAUUAGCGGAUUAGGACACAUAUACAGAUUACUUUAAAACCCAAGAUGAAGAAGGAAUGCAUUUUAAAAAUCCGUCCCAGUGUGCCAGAAAGACAAAAAGGAUUUUUGAACGCACAGAAGGUGGCUCCUUUGGGCAUUGGAAAUGCCUGUCAUCAAUAUUGAAGAUCUAACAGAAAAGGAUAAGCUCAAAAUGGAGGUAGACCAGCUUAAAAAAGAAGUCAAACUUGAACGGGCCAUGGUUUCUAAAUGUUGUGAAGAAAUAAAGGAUUACAUUGAAGCUGGUGCUGCAGAAGACCCUCUUGUCAAAGGAAUUCCAGAAGAUAAAAACCCAUUCAAGGAAAAAGGGGGUUGUAUUAUUGCUUAAGUUUCACAUGCUUUGCUGAAUGUUGCUUUUCAAAAUGCUACAAUUGAUGUGAAUUCAGGUAUCAAGGAUGAAAUCAAAUUGGAAUGAAGCUAUUCAGUGUAUGCAUAAUUAAAAUAUUGUAUAAAAUAUUUUGCAAAGAGAAUAAAUAAUGGCAAAAAAGUA
This is a messenger RNA of Erpetoichthys calabaricus (reedfish), 544 nucleotides long. RefSeq names its product guanine nucleotide binding protein (G protein), gamma transducing activity polypeptide 1 (gene gngt1). Gene Ontology annotation, cellular component: heterotrimeric G-protein complex. Gene Ontology annotation, biological process: G protein-coupled receptor signaling pathway. Gene Ontology annotation, molecular function: G-protein beta-subunit binding. Lineage: Eukaryota; Metazoa; Chordata; Cladistia; Polypteriformes; Polypteridae. The record is from RefSeq and is a predicted model, not a curated record. The coding region runs from base 161 to 382 and encodes 73 amino acids. The transcript is spliced from 3 exons.